UAAAUUUAGUUAGAUGCAAGCAGCAGAAAUUAAUAUUGGAUUUUGUUUGUCCCAAGUGGCAAGUAUGUUGUUAGCAAAGUAAUUUAUGGUUUAAAUAGAGGUUUUUGGAAGGGCAUAGUUGUCUUAACGGGUGAAGGAAAGAUAAAUAAGAGUCACGUCAGUUAGAGAGUUGUGUGAUUUGAUUGAGUUCACUCAGUAUUCAUGGAUGGGGAAAGAGAAAGGUUGCAUAGAGAAGCAGAAGGGUGAAGGAAAAUUAAAGAAAUAAAGAGAGCGUGUUAAAACUUAAUAGAGAUUGUUAUGGCCUCAGGAUCAGGAUCAGGAUCAGGAUCAGAAGCAGAAGGUAGCACUGUGGUGGGGCUAACCCCAGAGGAAUUCAGCGAACUGGAAAGCAUCAUAAAGACGCACCACAAGUUCGAUCCUUCCCCAGAAAUCUGCACGUCCAUCAUAACGCAGCGUAUCGAGGCUCCGGCGCAGACGGUGUGGCCCCUGGUCCGAAGCUUCGAGAACCCCCAGAAGUACAAGCACUUCAUAAAGAGCUGCAACAUGCGGUCAGGCGACGGCGGCGUGGGCAGCAUCAGAGAGGUCACCGUCGUGUCGGGGCUGCCGGCGUCCACGAGCACGGAGAGGCUGGAGAUCCUUGACGACGAGAAGCAGCUGCUGAGCUUCCGCGUGGUGGGCGGCGAGCACAGGCUCCACAACUAUCGCUCCGUCACCUCCGUCAACGAGUUCAACAGAGAGGGUAAGGUCUACACCAUUGUGUUGGAGUCUUACGUUGUCGACAUCCCCCCAGGGAACACCGGUGUCGAUACUAAGAUGUUUGUUGACACUGUCGUCAAGCUUAACCUUCAGAAACUCGCCCACGUUGCUAUGGCUACCACUCCCAUACUGCACUGAACCCACCUUUCACUUUCUCUACCAUCACUAUUCACUAUUGUAUUAAUUCCAUAAUUACUCCUGCAUGCUUUUGCUUGCAACUUCCAACCUACAACUUUUCAACUCUAUUCCCUCUUUAAAAUUA
Cajanus cajan (pigeon pea) is the source of this 1018-nucleotide messenger RNA. Its product is annotated as abscisic acid receptor PYL2. The record is from RefSeq and is a predicted model, not a curated record. NCBI's taxonomy places the organism in Eukaryota, Viridiplantae, Streptophyta, Magnoliopsida, Fabales, Fabaceae. Gene Ontology annotation, cellular component: nucleus; cytoplasm. Gene Ontology annotation, molecular function: abscisic acid binding; protein phosphatase inhibitor activity; signaling receptor activity. Gene Ontology annotation, biological process: abscisic acid-activated signaling pathway.